UCCCGGGCCAGGCCACCGGCCAGCCUCGCUCCUCUCCGUCUGCUCCGGGUCUCGUUCAGAGACUCUCCCGUUCCAUCCGGUCCAACGAAAAUCGGCCCCGUUCCGAACCAGAACCGGACUAACGCACGGAUUCCUGAGUUUCAGAAACUUUCCGGACCGGACCCGCUGUGAUUUAAAUCCUUGGGCCUCAGUCCCCCCACCCGGACUCUUUCCUGUCCCCCUCCGCCGGCCUCCGGUACCGGACACUGACGUCAUCUUGUAGUGAUCUCGGACAGAACCACCGGAGCAGACCCGUUUGGUUCGGAUUUAAACUUUUUUCUCUGGGGGGGUGAGACCCACACAGCGCCCCCUCCCAGGCCCGGUACCGACAGGCCCACAGCGGAUCCAGAACCGGGUACCGGCCCCAGAAUCCACCCCCGGGCUCCGUUAUUUAUUUAUUUGUUUGUUUGGACGCAUUCCUUUGAUGUGGAGAUGAAAGGGACCGACUGAGCGGGUCUGCGCGUGGCGUUCACAGACUGUCGGUGUCCUCCGGUCCGGUAGAGGAGGUGUGGGCGGAGCUAAAACAUGGCGGGCGCGUCAGUGAAGGUGGCGGUCCGAGUCCGACCGUUCAACUCCAGAGAACUGAGCCGGAACGCCAAGUGUGUGAUCCAGAUGCAGGGAACCAGCACCUGCAUCACCAAUCCAAAACAGAACAGAGAUGGAGCCAAGAACUUCACCUUCGACUACUCCUACUGGUCCCACACCACGGAGGACGACCCCAGCUUUGCGUCUCAGAGACAGGUGUAUGAAGACAUCGGGGAGGAGAUGCUGCUUCACGCCUUUGAAGGGUACAAUGUGUGUAUCUUUGCGUACGGUCAGACCGGAGCAGGAAAAAGUUACACCAUGAUGGGAAAACAGGAAGCAGGACAGGAAGGGAUCAUCCCUCAGCUCUGUGAGGACCUGUUCCAGAGGACAGGACACAACUCAGAUCCAGAACUGACCUACUCCGUGGAGGUGUCCUACAUGGAGAUCUACUGCGAGAGGGUCCGGGACCUGUUGAACCCGACCUCCCAGGGAAGCCUGAGGGUCCGGGAGCAUCCCAUCCUGGGGCCCUACGUGGAGGAUCUGUCCAAGCUGGCUGUGACCGGGUUCACGGACAUCCGGGAGCUGAUGGACGAAGGAAACAAAGCUCGGACGGUGGCGGCCACCAACAUGAACGAGACGUCCUCCAGGUCCCACGCCGUCUUCACCAUCGUCUUCACGCAGAGACGGAGAGACCAGCUGACCAGCCUGGACACUGAGAAGGUCAGUAAGAUCAGUCUGGUGGACCUGGCCGGGAGCGAGCGAGCAGAUUCUUCAGGGGCCAAAGGGACCAGACUAAAGGAAGGAGCCAACAUAAACAAAUCUCUGACCACGCUGGGGAAAGUGAUCUCGGCGCUGGCUGAAAUGCAGAGCAACAAGAAGAGGAGGAGCGACUUCAUCCCCUACAGGGACUCUGUCCUCACCUGGCUGCUGAAGGAGAACCUGGGAGGAAACUCUCGGACGGCCAUGAUCGCUGCUUUAAGUCCUGCUGACAUCAACUACGAAGAAACGUUGAGCACCCUGAGGUACGCGGACCGGGCCAAACAGAUACGCUGUAACGCCGUGAUCAACGAGGAUCCAAACGCCAAACUGAUCCGAGAACUGAAGGCUGAGGUGGACCGGCUGAGGAACCUGCUCUUCUCCCAGGGUCUGCAGGAACUGCUCCACAACACCGUUAACAAUGGCAGCAGCCCUGGGGGGGCACCAGGUGUGGCCCCAGAUAUGGUCCCAGCUGACGUCUCAGGUGUGGCCCCCACCCACCUGCAGCCGACUCCCACAACCAACGGCACUGCACCAAACGAAGACUCCGCCCCUGCAGACGGUAAAGACGAGUCUGCAGGAGAAACACCGACUGAUCCUGAUCAGCUCAUGGAGACCGGAGAGGAAGGAGAGGAGGCGGUUGCCACGGAGACCAUCAGUAAAGAGGAGGCAGCGGAGCGGCUGAUGGAAACAGAGAAGAUCAUCGCCGAGCUGAACGAGACGUGGGAGGAGAAGCUGAGGAAGACUGAAUCCAUCCGUCUGGAGAGAGAGUCCCUGCUGGCAGAGAUGGGUGUGUCCAUAAAGGAAGACGGAGGAACUCUGGGCGUCUUCUCCCCUAAAGGAACGCCUCACCUGGUGAACCUGAACGAAGACCCUCUGAUGUCCGAGUGUCUCCUGUAUUACAUCAAGGAGGGCUUCACCAGGGUGGGACAGCAGGACGUGGACAUCAAGCUCUCAGGUCAAUUCAUAAAAGAGAUCCACUGUGUUUUUGUGAGUGAGACCAACGAGCAGGGAGAAGUGGUGGUGACUCUGGAGCCGUUGGUUGGAGCUGAAACCUACGUCAACGGGAAACAGAUCACUGAAGCUGUGGUCCUGAAACAAGGUAACCGCAUCGUGAUGGGGAAGAACCACGUGUUCCGGUUCAACCACCCGGAGCAGGCCCGACUGGAGAGAGAGCGCAGCGUCACGGCGGAGCAGCAGGAGGAGCCGGAGGACUGGAACUACGCCCAGAAGGAGCUGCUGGAGAAACAAGGCAUCGACAUCAAGCUGGAGAUGGAGAAGAGACUGCAGGAUGUGGAGACUCAGUACCGUAAGGAGAAGGAGGAGGCUGACCUGCUGCUGGAGCAGCACCGACUGUACGCAGACAGUGACAGUGGUGAUGACUCUGAUAAACGCUCCUGUGAGGAGAGCUGGAGGCUGAUCUCCUCCCUCAGAGAGAAACUUCCUGCCAACAAGGUGCAGACCAUAGUGAAGCGCUGCGGCCUCCCCAGCAGCGGGAAGAGGAGGGAGCCCCUCAGGGUCUACCAGAUCCCCCAGAGGAGGAGGAUCAGCAAGGACCCUAAACGAGUCACCAUGGAGGAUCUGCGUAUGCAGGCUGUCAAAGAGAUCUGCUACGAGGUGGCUCUGGGAGACUUCCGCCACUCCCGUCAGGAGAUCGAGGCGCUCUCCAUUGUCAAAAUGAAGGAACUCUGCCGCAUGUAUGCCAAGAAGGACCCCAACGAGAAGGACAGCUGGAAGGCUGUGGCCCAGGACGUCUGUGACACAGUGGGCAUCGGAGAGGAGAGGAGUCCUCCUUCCGAGGAGGGAGGAGGCGGAGGGGGAGAGACAGGGGAGGGAGGACAGAAAGGCAACGUGUACAACCUGAAGGCUCACAUCGAUAAGCUGACUGAUAUUCUGGAGGAGGUGAAGCUGCAGAACAACAUGAAGGACGAGGAGAUCAAAGCUCUGAGAGACAGAAUGAUCAAGAUGGAGAGCAUCAUACCUGUUCAGGAUGAUGAGGUGAACGGAGAAGACGGUGAGUCUUCUCAGAAUGAAGGCGGCGGCUCUGAGGAGAGCCACGAUGCCCCAGAGGUCAGAGUUCAGCGUUUGAUGGAGGAGGACCCGGCCUUCAGGAGAGGCCGCCUUCGCUGGCUGAAGCAGGAACAGCAGCGGAUCCAGAACCUGCAGAAACAGAACAUCACCAAAAAGCUCAGAGGACAGAACCAGAACCCAGGUCCAACCACCCCCACAGUCCCAGUUCACCUUCCUGGGACCGGACGCUUCAUCCCUCCCCAGGAGUGCAAGCUGAAGUUCCCCUUUAAGAGUAACCCUGCCCACCGGCUUUCUUGGGGGGCCAAUGAGGCCCUGCAGGCUCUAGGUCUGGGGGAGGGAGGGGGAGAUGAUGGGGAGCAGGAGAACGGAAGAACAGAAGAAAACGGUUCUUCCCCACCUCCCCCUCUUCCACCUCAAGGUCAGCCUCCUCCUCUCUUGCCCCUCCCCUUUCCAUCCCCGCCCCCUCGCAUGCGCACCCCCAGUCCCCAUCGAGCUUGGCAGCAGCGUAACCAAGGCAACCAGGGAGGGUUUAACUACAAUCAGCAGGGUAACAACCAGUGGCGCUACCGCCGCAACUCGUUAGACAGCUCCGCCCAACGUAGCCACGAUGACCAGCAGUAUGGCGGAAACAGCAACGGUCACCAAGGGCGGCCAAGACAUAGAAGGGGGGAGUCACCCGGCAGAGGGGAGAGAGGAGGGAGGGGAGGGGGGAACAGAGACGGGGGUUUCUAUUAUAAUCAGCACCAGCACCAUCAGUUCCACCCCCACCCAUACUUCAAUCCCCACAUUGCACCAUUCCAGCCAGGACCCCACCCUAACUACAACAGUCUGCCACGCCUAGGGGCCACGCCCAUCAUCCCUGACAUGCUUGUGGGGGUGGGGCCUCCAGGUGGGUGGGGCUUUGUAACUCCGCCCCGAAUGAGAAGACAGUUCAGUGUCCCGGACCUGAAAAACAACAAGGAGACACCCAUCUGACCCCCACUAUCCACCACAUCGCAUGGAGGUCUCUGAUUGGCUGCGGAGCACACAGGAUCCUUAUGCUGUGUGUGUGUGUCUGUGUGUGUGUGUGUGUGUGUGUUUCAGCACUUUUACACACUCAGAACUCAGAACAGAUCUGGUCUUCAGUCCUGCUGAGUGUGUGUUUGUCGCUAAUUGCGGACUAUCGCACAGGCUAGCUGUUGCCAUAGUAAUGCUGUUUUAGGAUUUAACUUUUUUUGUUGUGCUGUUUGUUUUUUUGUUAGGAUGAAAGUGUAUUAAUUACUGAUUUAGUUUUAUUGAUUUAAAAACCUGCUGAUGUGACUCGGCGGUUUGUGACGAGGUGCCUUAAAACCAACGGCUUCUUGGCUCCCAUUGGCAGAAAAUCGUUAGUUUUUUGUUUUGAAAAGAUGAUGCCGGUGAGUUAGCAUCGGCUCUUCAAGGAGCCUCAACAUGAACGUGGGCGCUAAAACCCCAAACUUUGUGCCUACGUAACAUCAGCCUUACUAAUGAGUUGGGAUGAAUUUCUGAGCUGAUCAGGAACUGAGCUGAAGAAGCAGAACAGAAAAAUAAAAACCAGUGUGGAAAAUCGUCAUAGGGACAGAGACAACACAAGUUUAUUGUGCCCAAAAAAGGCGGAAAUGUCUUCCCAUGGAAAUGUUGCAGCAGUCAUCACCUGUUA
Messenger RNA from Nematolebias whitei (Rio pearlfish), 5008 nucleotides. RefSeq names its product kinesin family member 1C (gene kif1ca). The transcript is spliced from 28 exons. The record is from RefSeq and is a predicted model, not a curated record. Gene Ontology annotation, molecular function: microtubule motor activity; microtubule binding; ATP binding. NCBI's taxonomy places the organism in Eukaryota, Metazoa, Chordata, Actinopteri, Cyprinodontiformes, Rivulidae. Bases 565 to 4326 code for a protein of 1253 amino acids. Gene Ontology annotation, biological process: microtubule-based movement.